AUGGCUGCACCGACAAAAGAGAUAAAAGGUCUAGCGACGAUGAUGCAGCAGCUUCUCCAAGGCCAGCAAAUUCAAGGAAAAGCGUUGAACCAGGUCACCACAGAUAUCAACUCCAGAAUGAAUCACAUCUUCAAUGACCUGAGCACCAAAUAUGACAAUGUCGCUAGCCACAUGCGGCAGAUGGACAUUCAGAUUGCGCAGACAGCUGAGAGUGUCAAGAGGCAGCAAGGAACUCUCCCUGGAAAGAUAGAUAAGAAUCGUAAAGAAUGUAAUGCCGUUGCACUAAAAAGUGGAGGAACACUACCAGAUACGGACCCUAAGAAGCUAUCGGCGGCAGAGAAAGGAAAGGAAAAGGAGGGUGAGAAACCACAAUCCGAAGAUGUUCCUCUGUCUGACGAGGACACGGAACAGCCUGCUGAGACUGAUCCAACCCCUGCCACUACACAUGUCAAGCAUGUUCCUCUGCGUGAAUACACUCCUAAGGUUCCAUACCCUGUUCCCGCAAAGAAGUCUAGGAAUGAUCGUGAGGAGAUGAAGUGUAAGAAGAUGCUAGAGGUUCUAACCCUCAAGUUACCUCUGAUCGAUGCGAUCCAGAUGAUACCUUCUAUGCGCAGUUUUAUGAAGGGUUUGAUCUCAGGAAAGAUAAGUGGAUACAAUGAGAUUGAGAAAACAGUAUUCGCUUGUUCUCUUUGUGAUUUGGGUUCCAGUGUCAACCUCAUGCCUUACUCCGUGGCAAAACGACUGGGAUUCACAUACUUCAAACCUAUAAGAAUGUCCCUGGUGUUCGCGGCUAGAUCAGUCAAGUCACCGGUGGGUAUUCUGGAAGAUCUCCAUGUCCGAGUAGGCAACACCUUUGUUCCAGCAGAUUUUGUGGUUCUAGAGGCUGACGAAGAACCAAGAGAUCCACUCAUCAUGGGCCGUCCUUUCUUGUGCACGGAUGGUGCGAUUAUUGAUGUUCGACAAGGAAGGAUUGAUCUUCACCUGGGAGACAUUGCGAUGAAGUUCGAGAUGAACAAAUUGCUGAAGAAACCGAUGAUAGACGCGCAGACCUACACAGUUGAGGAUGGAGAUCAGGCACAGUUCCCUCAAGAGGGCAUGAUUGAGGAAAUCCUGACAGAUGACCCACUUGAACUAGCUCUGAUCCGAGCUGAGACUGAGAACAACGUCAUGAGCGUGGACGCGGAUGGCUACAAAAUGAUGCUUGACUCUGCCAAAUGCUUGACUCUGCCAAAAGCAUGGAAAAGCUAG
This is a messenger RNA of Brassica oleracea var. oleracea, 1248 nucleotides long. RefSeq lists its product as uncharacterized. Lineage: Eukaryota; Viridiplantae; Streptophyta; Magnoliopsida; Brassicales; Brassicaceae. The record is from RefSeq and is a predicted model, not a curated record. The transcript is spliced from 2 exons. The coding region runs from base 1 to 1248 and encodes 415 amino acids.